AUGGACACCUUUAUGCCUGCGUCGUCGCUCGAGUGCCAAUACUCGUACAAGCCGUGCUCGAACCCGCGCACGACCAAGCGCAACGGCAGCCUCCACUUGCUCUGCGAGUUUCACCGCCAAAAAGCCAACCGGAUCCAGCAAGUCUACACCAACAAGAAGCGCGCGCAGCGACAACACGCUGCAACCAAGGCGAACAUGCAAUUGUCGCUCAAGGACGAGCCCGCGUUGCCGUCGAGUCCAAUGGAGCUCGCACCGCACUGGACAUCGACCGAUGUGUUUGCGUCGCUCUGGAGCGACGAGAGCUUUUCUCCGCUCUGGAAUGCUGGGUCGCCGAUCAUGACGCACGAAGAAGUGGCCAUCCUCAACGAGCUCUUUUAG
Molecule: messenger RNA, 378 nt
Organism: Saprolegnia parasitica CBS 223.65
Lineage: Eukaryota; Oomycota; Saprolegniomycetes; Saprolegniales; Saprolegniaceae
Exons: 1
Coding region: 1-378 (125 amino acids)
Source: RefSeq, a predicted model, not a curated record